ACCUAGGAAGGAGAGAAUCUGGCUGCUGGUGGCGAAGAUGGCGGACGGGGACAGUGGGAGUGAGCGCGGUGGCAGCAGUGGUGGCGUAGGGGGUGGAAGCGGCGGGUUUCAACACUACCAGCGGGACCAGGAGACCCAGGAGCUGGCCUCAAAGCGACUGGACAUCCAGAACAAACGCUUCUACCUGGAUGUAAAGCAGAAUGCGAAGGGCAGAUUCAUCAAAAUCGCCGAGGUCGGCGCCGGGGGCUCGAAAAGUCGUCUGACCCUUUCCAUGUCAGUUGCCGCCGAGUUCCGUGACUACCUGGGGGAUUUUAUAGAGCACUACGCCCAACUUGGGCCUAGCAGCCCCGAGCAGAUCGCUCAGUCAUCCGGUGGGGAUGACAGUGGGCCUAGGCGGGCCUUGAAGAGUGAGUUCCUGGUUCGAGAAAACCGAAAAUACUACCUCGAUCUGAAAGAGAACCAGCGGGGGAGGUUCCUCCGCAUCAGGCAGACCCUCAACCGAGGCCCCGGGUUCGGAGUAGGAAGUGGCGGAGUCCCUGGUGGAAUGCAGUCCGGACAAACCAUCGCCCUCCCGGCCCAAGGGUUAAUAGAGUUCCGUGACGCCCUAGCCAAACAUAUAGACGACUACGGAGGAGAUGACGAGGAACUCGCCGGUGGCGGAGGAGCAGGGGGCUACAGCGAGCUUCCGGAGGGCACCUCUAUCAUGGUGGACUCCAAACGGUUCUUCUUCGACGUCGGGUCCAACAAAUACGGAGUUUUCAUGAGGGUGAGCGAAGUCAAACCCAGCUAUAGAAACUCGAUCACUAUCCCGUUCAAAGCGUGGGGCAAGUUUGGAGGCGCAUUCUCCCGUUAUGCCGAAGAGAUGAAAGAGAUACAGGAGAGACCGAAGGAUAAAAUGUUUGAAAGGAGACCAGGAGGAGGAGUUGCAGGAGGAGAAGAGUCGGAGGGAGACGAGGUGGACGACGAUUGAUCAAGCCGGCUGCGCAAUCUGAUCAAGCUGUCUGACAACGUGACGCAAAGCUUGAAUAGAAGAAAACCUAUUUUGUGCAUGACGUAUGAAUCGAACCUAAAUACAAAAAAAAAAUACAACAAAAAAACAGUGGAGUACAAAAAGUAUAUUUGACCUGGAAAUACUCUCUAUAUAAGAUAAUGCGACCAGGGUCUCAUUUUCAAUGGUACCCUGAGGACAUAAAAUAAUAGAUUUAAA
This is a messenger RNA of Oncorhynchus masou masou (cherry salmon), 1207 nucleotides long. RefSeq names its product transcriptional regulator protein Pur-beta-like. Gene Ontology annotation, biological process: regulation of transcription by RNA polymerase II. Gene Ontology annotation, molecular function: purine-rich negative regulatory element binding; RNA polymerase II transcription regulatory region sequence-specific DNA binding; DNA-binding transcription factor activity, RNA polymerase II-specific. The coding region runs from base 38 to 970 and encodes 310 amino acids. The record is from RefSeq and is a predicted model, not a curated record. Gene Ontology annotation, cellular component: nucleus. Lineage: Eukaryota; Metazoa; Chordata; Actinopteri; Salmoniformes; Salmonidae. The transcript has a single exon.